AUGGAAGAAAUUAAGAAUUGCAAAUGGAAUCCAUGGGAGUGUUUGAAAUCUAUUGAAAUUGUUACCAUUUGGAAAACAAAGUCAGAUCCUUCUUUUCUCUCUUGUAUUAUCACUUGUUACAUUUUAAUCCUUCUUUAUUUCCCUCCAAGCUUUUCUCUUAAUCUCCAAUUUUCUCUUCUUCUACUUUUAAGUGCUUCACUCUUGCUUUCUCUCCUUCGUCUUUGUUGUGCCAUACAAAGAAUCCAAACAGAAACCAUAGCAAAAACAAGCCUUGUUGAAGCAAUAAAAACAGGUUCUUCACCAAAAGAGAUGAGUUUCGAAGAAAGGUUUGUGGAGUGGGACGUGAGAGCUCCGUUAGAGGUUAUUUAUGAAGAUUAUGAAGGAGAAGAAGCUUUGGAUCGUGGUAUUGAGAGGUACACUUCGUUGUCGCGUCGCUACUCGGAACCUGAACCAGAUAGCUUGUUCUCGGAGAUGGGGUUUCCGGUGAUCAGAGAGUGGGUUUCGUCGGAGAAGAGGUGUUGGAGAUGGGAAGAAGAAGAAGAGGAAGAAGAAGAUAGAGAAGGACUGAUAGAGAUAGCUUUGGAUUUUUAUGGAGAAGAAGAUAGCUUGAUAGAGAUUGAUAUUUCUUCCAUUAAGGUUUAG
This is a messenger RNA of Gossypium raimondii (Peruvian cotton), 642 nucleotides long. RefSeq lists its product as hypothetical. The transcript has a single exon. The record is from RefSeq and is a predicted model, not a curated record. NCBI's taxonomy places the organism in Eukaryota, Viridiplantae, Streptophyta, Magnoliopsida, Malvales, Malvaceae. The coding region runs from base 1 to 642 and encodes 213 amino acids.